AUAAAAUUCAAGAUAGUCGAACUAUCAUAGAUAAAAUAAAUCAAUCGCAAAUAAAACUGUCAUUUAUACUUACCUAUACUGUAACUCUUCUAUUUUAUGAUCAUGUUCCAGUACGCGAUUGACGCCAAAACGUCCAUUUAUCUUUCCGAACAGGAUUCCAGUACAGUUUCGGGCUGUAGUCCACUGGAACCGUUACCUUUAUGUGCAAAAAGAAAGAAAAAUAUUGUGACAUUUUUUACAGUUAGACUGGGCCCGGUCUUAUGUAAGCAAGUCAUGAUGAGUAUGUGGUUCCCGGGUCCAGUUGAAUCGAAGCUAUGUCCAAUACUGAAAAAGCAGAAAAAGUAAAAGAGUUCUACACAAAUGAUAUAGUUUACCGAUUCGAUAAGCACAAGAGGGUCGUUAUUGGGGUAGUCGUCAAUAGCAUUAAUAGCUAUGAGGCUGCUCCAGAUGUGGACGAAUAUCAGGCCUUGCAGAAGGGCCAAAUCAGAGUUUUGUGGAGUAACACUUCCAGGGAGCAAGUGUGGAAGCAAAAUAAAGUGCGGCUGAUGAGUAGAAAUAUCAUUCCUGGUGACAUAGUUCGAAGGCUAGAGAAGGGUAAAGAAACACAAAGGGGGUACUGCAAAGAAGCAACACAAGUGGCUACAGUACAAAUUGUUGGUACUGACAAAGUUAUUGAACAUAUUCCCGAUGAUAGGUUACACAAUGUUAGGCCCUAUUCUAUUGAUGAUGCUGUCUGUUUAGGUAGCAAAUUUGGUAGAAUUGAAGGUGUAGAUCAAAUGGUUUCAAUGCAGUCAAAAUGUGGAUCCAUUGUACAGGUUUUGACCAGUAUUAAUCAUGAUUUAGAUGACCAUUGGCUAUCUAAAAGAAACAGGUUGUCAUUUGAGCCUUUUUACCAGUAUUAUCCUGGACAAGAACUGGUUUGUAUACCUAGUAGUUUGGAACAGGCUCACUGGAUAAAGAAAACUAAAACUAUGAAGAGAAAUAUGCAAGCAAGACAGAGGUUCACAGUUCAGAGUGUGGAAGAUGUUCUAAUUGAAAUAGCUUGGUAUACAAAUUCCUCUGGAUAUGCACACCUAUCUGAAAUUCCUCCAGAAGAUAUCAAAAAGUUGAAAGUUUUGGAACAUCCCAGCGACAACUUUCUGGAACUCUCCGAUCGCAGAUUAUUCAAACUAUCGGCUGCGGACGUGCUGCUGAAGAAGAAAGAUUGGAUAAGAAAACUGUCCCUUAUGUACAGGGCGGACGUAUCGAAGAUGAGGUACGUCAUCUACUCGAACCCGCGCUUACCAAAAGUGCGCAGCGCUUCGCUCGCGUACGCGCCUCUAGAACCGAUGCCCGUCGCUCCCGUCAAACCCAAAGAGCAAGAAGAAGAACAGAGAGAAAUAGGCGGGGAAGAAGAAGAGGAGGAAGAGGAGUGGUGGACGGAGGAGGCGGAAGAGUCGGACGACGGGAAUUCUUCUUCCACGCGGAUAGCGUAUUCGCCCUCGCCUAGGAAGAGGCACUACCCGCCGAAGCCGAAGGAUCUGGUGCCGGGGCAUACGUUGCCAGUCGAGGUGAUUUGUGUGGAAUCCAAGGUAACGGUUGUAUGGCAAGAUGGCACUGAAGAAAAAGACAUUCCAUCCACCCAGCUGUAUUACUCCAUCUCUUUGGACGACCACGAAUUCUUUCCCGGAGAAUGGGUAGUUAGUGAUAACGCCAAAGACGAAAGUGAUAAAUAUGGGGUCGUCCAAAGCGUCAAUUAUUUGGAAAGGACGGCUAAGAUCAAAUGGUUCACAUAUUCCGAAACAAAAAAGGUGCCUGAAGAAUUAGCAAUAAACGAGAUGAGCGUUUACGAUUUGAAGAAGCAUUCAAAGUUCGUUUUCCGUCCACGUAGCAUAGUUAAGUCGAAACCCGAUCAAGACGAAAAAUUGGGCAAAGUUAUUGAUAGUUGUAUAGAAGGUUACGUGAAAGUGAAGUGGAUCGACGGCCUCGAGGAGCGCUGUUGGCCGCAGGACAUCGAACUCAUACCCGACACCGACGACUACUCGUUCUCUGACGAGGAAUCGACGGGGGACGAAGCGGGGGCCGGCUCCUCCUGGGAGACGGAGAGCAUCGAAUCGUACGCCGGCGAUCUGUCGGACGAGACGGCGCUGCAGAACGUGGCGGCGCGGUUGGAUUUCGUAAGGAAUAGGGUGGUGUUUAUGCGGGAGGCUUUCAAACAACACACGAUCAGCGAGAACUUUUCGUUCCUCAAAGACCUCCUCUUGGUCUACGAGAACUCCAGCUACCUUGACAAGCUGCUCGGCACCGCUUUCUUCAGCCUGAAGAGCAAACACUUCCAAGCUCUGCUGCACCAGGCCAAAGAGAAGGCCAAAUCGCUCGGCGUCGAUCUGCGCGGCCGGCUGUUUUCCAGCGACAACAUGUGUCCGUCCAUAUCCAGGAUCAAGGUGGCUGAGAAGGAGAACAUGAACAAGAUGAUCAAGCUGGAGAAUAGGAUCAACGCGCAGAUCGAGAAGAAGGAGGGCAAGGAACCUUUGGCCCCUAGCACUCCUCUGACGCCCGACAGCACCGAAGUCCCCUACAUUUCUCAGGAGAACCUCUGCGUGGAACUACUGUCGAUGCUGAAAAUUCGCAUGGAUCUCGCCUAUGCGGAAAUCAUCAGCCGCAUCGGCGGUCCUCAAGCCUUCAGCGUGCUGACCAAAGCGUCGGAGCAGGUCGCCCCGACGCCGUUCAGUUCGACGCCGUUGCCCAGCUGCCCCACCACGCCCGACGAGUCCUUCUCGGCGUUGAGCCCGUGGCGGGCGGGCCUGGGGGCGGGCUUGGCAGACGGGACGGUCGGGGCGGGGCAGAACGAGCCGUACGCCGCGGUGGAGGACGCGCCGCGCUCGCACCACUACUACGGGGCCAAGUUCGAGCCUACCGAUCUGCAAAGGUUUUUGAAAGCCGUCCAGCGGGAGUACAAGCUGCUGAAGGAAUCUCUGCCUUCUGGCGUGUGGGUGCGCUCGUACGGCAACCGCAUCGAUCUGCUGUCGGUGAUGAUCGAGGGCCCCGCCAAGACACCCUACGAGGAUGGACUGUUCCUCUUCGACAUACAGCUGAGCAUCGACUAUCCCAGGUCGCCGCCGCUCGUCCACUACAUCAGCUACAGCACCGAAAGACUGAACCCCAACUUGUACGUGGAGGGCAAGGUGUGCGUGUCGCUGCUGGGCACCUGGAUGGGGCGAGGCACGGAGGUGUGGGGCCCCAACAGCACGCUGCUGCAGCUCAUCGUCUCCAUACAGGGCCUCAUCCUGGUGGCGGAGCCCUACUACAACGAGGCCGGGUACGAGAAGCAGAACGACACGCAGCAAGGCAUCGAAAAUGCCCGAACCUAUAACGAGCUGGUGAUCCUGAAGCUGGUGCAAUCGAUGAAGGAACUGUUGCGAUCCCCGCCGGAAGUCUUCAAGGCGGAAAUAUACGCGCAUUUCGCCCGAAACGGCCAAAAAUUGUGCGACCGGCUGAACCGCUACUGCAACGAGACAGACCCUUCGACCCCGGAUUUUGCCCUGCUGCCGGUCAGCAAAGGGCUCAAACUGUCCCUUACUUCGGCGUUGGCCGCUUUCAGGGAGGCGCUGACGAAAAUUGGUGAUAAGAGUGGAGAUACGCCUAAAGAAUCGAUAUGACUUUGGUGGCUUCGCUCUCGAUCGUGAAACGUUUAUUGCUCGAAUUUUUUAACAAGCUUUUGGAUUUUUCGAAAUUGAUUUAUUUUUUAAAUGUGUGCAGGAGUCACCCUGUACCAGUCUGACUAGUCUUCGAAAUAGUCACUUCACUUGUUACUUCUUUGGGAUUAUUGUCUCAAUAAUUUGUAUCUUGGAGUCGUAAGCAAAGAUUUUUCUUUGUGUAAGUAUUUAUUUUUGUUAUUUAAGCUUUUUGUUUUAGUGUUCAUUGCGAGACUAUCAAAUUGAUUCAACCUCAUAAUACUCACUUUAUAUUGAAUUUUUGUACAACAAAAUUCUUGAGUCAAUAUAUUUUAGAUUAUAUUUUAAACCUGUUGUACUGGAGAUAUUAAUGAAAGUGAUACAUUGAGAUAAUGAAAUUUAUGUUUCUCAAAUAUAUUUUGGAAAAGCUUUUUUCAAACUGGAGUAUUAUGAAUAUGCAAUAUAAAGCACAAUAUUUAGGAUCCUAUUAUGAAAGUUAUUGUUGAACUUUGAAAAUUAUUACCUAGUGAUAUACGAUUUUCUAGAAUUGAGUAAAUGAUGUUUGUUGAUUAUAU
Molecule: messenger RNA, 4228 nt
Organism: Phaedon cochleariae (mustard beetle)
Lineage: Eukaryota; Metazoa; Arthropoda; Insecta; Coleoptera; Chrysomelidae
Source: the annotation of a GenBank genome assembly